AUGUCUAACCUGCUCCACAGGCUGUCAUUCCUGAUUUACAGGUGUGUCCGGCUUGGUCCUAGGGGCGUGGAAUGUGCAGAAGCAGGAGGAAACAAAAGUGGAAACUCUGAAGAUCAACAGCAAGGCCAGGUCCUGGUGUGGUGGCACGACAUGGUAGUCAACGUCAAAAUGGCGGACAUGAGCGCCCUUGCGCCCUUUGCCCAGGAUGAAGAGGCCUACCGUCGACCUUUGCACCACCCCGGUAUGACCGCAACUUCACGGCAAUUCAGCGAUACGUCAGCUGGGCAGGAUGCACUGGCGUUGUGGGGAGUACCAUUGCCUCCACAGUAUCUUCCUCGUACUUCACAUCCAUCAUCCCCAACAUCUUCUAUUCACUCGAUAUAUACCCAAUAUGACCCUAAUUGGUGUACUGUCGUUCCCUCAUAG
This is a messenger RNA of Laccaria bicolor S238N-H82, 426 nucleotides long. RefSeq lists its product as uncharacterized. The record is from RefSeq and is a predicted model, not a curated record. The coding region runs from base 1 to 426 and encodes 141 amino acids. NCBI's taxonomy places the organism in Eukaryota, Fungi, Basidiomycota, Agaricomycetes, Agaricales, Hydnangiaceae. The transcript is spliced from 6 exons.